AGUUAACUAAGCUCAUCCUCGCUUAUGUCGCCUUAGCAACUGUGCACCAUACCUCUACUAUCUGCACACACACACACACAUAGCCUAUACAUCAAUUGUAAAUUCAUAAAAAUGUGUCGUGUGUUUUGAUCAGUGCAGGUUGUUAGCAGUGGAGAAGUGGCAGGGGGCUCGCCAAGAUGGUCAGGGCUGGUGGUAUCUUGAAGUUAGCUGCACUCAUCUUUGCCUUCCUCCUAGCUGUCUUUUUGGCAUUCCAGCUGCUUGAGAUUAACAUGGAUUUUAAACUGAGCAAUGUGAUUGCUAAAUCAGUGCCAGAGAAUGAAGACUCAGCGAAGCCAGUCAGGCACAAAUGUGGCCUUUCCAAGGCAUGUCCUGUUGGACACUUUUCCUUCAAGAUGACGAGUGGAGCAGCCAGUGUGGUGGGACCCAGAAUCUGCUUGGAGGACAAAUUACUAAUGAGCGGUGUGAAGAACAAUGUUGGGAGAGGAAUCAACAUCGCCCUGGUUAAUGGAAGAACAGGGGAACUUAACAGGACACAAUUCUAUGAUAUGUGGGCAGGAGAGGUGGCUCCUUUAAUUAAAUUCCUGAAUGAAAUUGAAGAGGGGACAGUUGUGAUGAUGGCCUCAUUUGAUGAUCCCUCGACAAAACUCAAUGAUGAAGCCAGGAAGCUAAUUGCUGAUUUGGGUAGCACAGCUAUCAGUAAUCUGGGUUUCCGGGAUAACUGGAUCUUUGUAGGUGGGAAAGGCAUCAAGACCAAGAGUCCGUUUGAGCAGCAUAUAAAGAACAGUGCAGACACCAACAAAUUUGAAGGAUGGCCCGAGGUGCUAGAGAUGGAAGGCUGCGUUCCUCAGAGACAGGACUGAUCGGAGCUGUUGCUGUAAUGGUCAAACUCCCCCCCGCCCCAUCACUUCUCGUCUCGUCCGUCCACCUCGUCCUCCUGACAUUCCUGUCCUCAUGAGACUUACUGUUACUGUUACUGUUGCACUUGUUUGGGCUGAGAAAGUUCUUUGUCCAGUUCUCAUCUCCAAGCCUUUUAUUCAAAUAUGCCCACCAGCAUAACAUUGUCACCGCCAUAUAUUUAGUCUGCCCUGAGCAGUAAAGUGAAGUUUGGACAUUGCACUCCUCCUCCUUUUUGGAUACCAUUACAUAGUAAUAUGAUAUGGGUGAUGUAGAUGGACAUGCAUGUCAUAGCCAAGACUUUUGGUGCUGUACCAAAUCUGCAUUGCCUCCUGUACCCUGCCUUAAUCCCGUUGUCCUUUUCCCACUUUUUUUUAAUUUUUUUAAAUCAACAUGACCUUGUGUUUCUGUUUGUUCCAUUCAGAGUUAUAUUUACUUUGAGAAGAUUAUUAUUAACAGGGUCUGAAUAUAUUUCUUUGCAUUAUUCUUUAACCAAAUGAACCAAAUUCACUGUGAAACGUGUAAAUACUUGUUUAGGUGAGGGUCUAGAUUUAAAAGAUCCUAAUUUAAUGAAUGAUAAUAUAAUUUCUUAAAAUAAAUUGUGUUGUUAGAAAUGUGUGUAUGUGUGUGUGUGUGUGUGUCUGGAUUAAAAGACUUGUUACAUGUAGCAGUGGAAAGCACUUAUUUCUGUCAAUAAGUAUCACCAGUGAAUAAACUUAACAUCAUUGUGUUCACUCAGCAUUCAGCAUCAGUAUCAACCUUGAUGUUAAUCAUUUCUAUGUUAACCUUGCCACCUAGCAACUGCUUUAAAACAAAGAAUAGGUUAUUUGUUCCCUCACUUCAGACU
Messenger RNA from Scomber japonicus (chub mackerel), 1741 nucleotides. RefSeq names its product FAM3 metabolism regulating signaling molecule C (gene fam3c). The record is from RefSeq and is a predicted model, not a curated record. Lineage: Eukaryota; Metazoa; Chordata; Actinopteri; Scombriformes; Scombridae. The transcript is spliced from 9 exons. The coding region runs from base 177 to 860 and encodes 227 amino acids.